GUAUUCUCAUUUCUAUAAAUAAUGUCAAUAGGACCACUUCCAUGUGCCUCUUCUUGAUAGACACAACCCAAGAGUAAAGCCAAAAAAGAUAGAAGCCCAAAGAAAGCCAUGGCCAUGGCGGCGAGAAAAUAUGAGGUGGUGUUCAUUUCAACGCCAGGGAUCGGAAACAUGGUCCCACUUGUUGAAUUUGCGCAACGCCUCAUCGAUCAUGACCAUCGGUUUUCCGCCACCAUACUCAUCAUCACCAUGCCCGAAAGGCCCCUCGUCAACACCUACGUCCAAUCACGCGCCAGCUCACCCGCCACCAACACCGUCCGAUUCCUCCACCUCCCUACUGUGGAGGAUCUUCCCUCACCCGAUCAGUUCCAAUCUUCCCUCGGCUUCGUUUGCUGUCUCAUUGAAAAACACAAACCCCAAGUGAAGCAGGCGAUCACCAACCUCAUGGCGGCAACCGAGUCAAAAUCCAACUCACCGGUUCGACUCGCCGGGUUGUUCGUUGAUAUGUUUUGUACUUCCAUGAUUGAUAUAGCGAAGGAGCUCAGCAUCGCUUGCUACCUUUUCUUUGCAUCUCCGGCGACUUUUCUCAGCUUCAUGCUUCAUCUUCCGGUUUUAGACAUCGAGCGUCUCACCGCCGAGCUAGUCAUCCCGGCGUUCUUGAACCCCGUUCCUGCGACCGUGUUGCCUCCGUCGGUGCUGACGAAAGAGGGGUACGCUUCAUUUUUGCACAAUGGACUCCGGUACGCAGAAACGAAGGGUAUUAUUGUGAACACGUACGUGGAGCUUGAGCCUCAUGCGGUUAACUCGGUCUCCACGGGCCCAUUGCCACUGGUUUACCCAGUUGGACCAAUUCUGGACCUUUCUGGGCCGGCCCAAUGGCAUCCUGACGGGGCCCACCAUGAGAGUAUAAUGAGGUGGCUUGAUGACCAGCCUUCAUCAUCGGUGGUGUUCUUGUGCUUUGGAAGUAUGGGAAGUCUCAGUGGGUCGCAAGUGAGAGAGAUAGCAAUUGGGCUUGAACGGGCCGGACUUCGGUUCUUAUGGGCCUUAAGGGAGAAACCGAAGGCCUUCUUACAUCUUCCGAAUGAGUACGCAAAUCUCGAGAAGGUUUUACCAGAUGGGUUCUUGGAACGUACGGCUGGAUUUGGCUUGGUCUGCGGGUGGGUCCCGCAGGUGACAAUCUUGGCCCACAAGGCGAUCGGAGGUUUCGUCUCGCACUGUGGGUGGAACUCAAUCUUGGAGAGCUUGUGGCACGGUGUGCCGAUUGCCACGUGGCCGAUUUACGCCGAGCAACAAAUGAAUGCCUUUGAGAUGGUGAAGGAAUUGGGAUUGGCGGUUGAGAUUUCGUUGGAUUAUAAGGAGGGGAGUGAUUUGGUGCGGGCGGAGGAGGUUGAGAGAGGGAUAAAGCGUUUGAUGGACGGCGAGGAUGAGGUGAGGACAAAGGUGAAGGAAAUGAGCAAGAAAAGUAAGGUGGCUGUGAUGGAAAAUGGGUCAUCAUAUAGGUCAUUAGGAGUGCUGAUUGAGGAAUUAGUACUUAAUUAGCAGCAGUGAUUUGAGAAUCUAAGAUGGGACCUACUUGUCAUUUGAUGAAAUAUAUUUAUUUGCAAUUUGCUCCUUCA
This is a messenger RNA of Corylus avellana, 1613 nucleotides long. Its product is annotated as UDP-glycosyltransferase 43-like. Lineage: Eukaryota; Viridiplantae; Streptophyta; Magnoliopsida; Fagales; Betulaceae. Gene Ontology annotation, molecular function: UDP-glucosyltransferase activity. The record is from RefSeq and is a predicted model, not a curated record.